GAGUUGGCGGACGACAUUUCGACUUUGGUGGAUGAACUGCAUUCUCGAGCGGCGGCGAAAGAAUUCCCGCUCAUUCGCCCGAUAGAGUUGCGAGCGGACGACGAGCAGAAUGCCGCCGAGCAAGCCGUGAGUCUCGUCGAGAAGAUGGAUGCUGUGCAGAUUCAGAGCUACAUUGAUUAUCAGAAAGAGCAGUACUUCAAGAAUAGUCCUGGUGAUCCAGCGACUUCGAUUGACGAGAAGCAUGCUCUGUGGGCCUUUAAUUUUUAUUACAAGCACGUGCGUGAUUUCCUCGCCAAGCAAUCGCUUGAUGCCAGGACAUUUGCCCACCGGUUUGCCCAGUCAACGUUCAUCCCGCUGAUCUCCCCGCAGUCGAUCGGCGACGAAGAGAAGAAGGUUUUCGCUCGCGAUGCUGCGUCGGCCAUGAGGCCUGAAUUGUUGGAGUCGCUGGACAAGAAU
Molecule: messenger RNA, 456 nt
Organism: Prorocentrum cordatum
Lineage: Eukaryota; Dinophyceae; Prorocentrales; Prorocentraceae
Source: the annotation of a GenBank genome assembly